AUGGACUCCAAAGACCUAAACACCGUCGAGCACAUUGAGCGGAAGACAACACCGAUGAGCGAGGAUUCGAGCCGUGAUGCCGCGAUUGCGCUUCCAAAGCCUUCCUUAUGGAGCAAGAACUCGUUGAAGCUGUAUAUCUGCUUGGCGGUUGGAUACUUGGUAUCAACUAUGAACGGUUACGAUGGUUCUCUCAUGGGCGCUAUCAAUGAUAUGGAGCAAUAUCAGAAAUCCUUUGGUAUGAACGGGAAGGGAUCCAGCACUGGUAUUGUCUUUAUCAUCUACAACUUGGGUCAAAUCGCUGCGUUUCCUUUCUGUGGUUGGCUUGCAGACGGAUAUGGAAGACGCUGGGCAAUGUUCAUUGGUUGUUUUAUUGUUGUUAUUGGGACCGCCGUUCAGACACCUGCCAACUCAAUGGGCCAAUUCCAAGCUGGACGUUUUAUCCUUGGAUUCGGAGCCGCGAUUGCUGGCGCUGCCGCACCAACCUACACAGUCGAGAUUUCGCACCCAGCAUACCGUGGCACCCAAGCCGGUCUUUACAACGUUUGCUGGUAUCUAGGAUCUAUCAUUGCAAGUUGGUGCUGCGUCGGUAGUAACCGCCACAUGCACAACUCAUGGGCCUGGAGAACACCCACUGUCGUUCAGGCCGCCGUUCCCGGAAUUGUCGCUAUCCUCGUCCUCUUCCUCCCCGAGUCACCGCGUUGGCUCAUUUCCCAGGACCGUAACGAGGAGGCAAUUGCUAUUUUGGCCAAGUACCACGGUGACGGUGACAGGAACUCUUCAAUCGUCCAGGUUGAAUAUCAGGAGAUGAGGGGGCAAAUCAGUUCUUCGAGCUCCAGUUCCGACAAAGUUUGGUGGAAUUACAAGGAUUUAUUCAACACCCGUGCAGCCCGCUACAGAAUCGGACUAGUUAUCGCGAUGGCAUUCUUUGGUCAAUGGUCUGGAAACAACGUAGUCUCAUACUACAUGCCCACCAUGUUCGCCCAGACCGGUAUCGAGUCCUCCGACACCCGUCUCAUCCUCAACGGAAUCUACCCCAUCUUCUGCAUGUUCGCCGCCAUCUGGGGUGCCACCCUCCUCGAUCGCCUUGGUCGCCGUAACAUGCUUAUAGGCGCCACCUCGUUCACAGUCAUCUGUUUCGCUAUUAUCACCGCUGGAACCGCCGUCUCAAGCUCUAACAAGGGCGCAUCCUACGCAGUCAUCGUGUUCAUCUAUCUCUUCGGCAUGGCCUUCUCAUGGGCCUACACCCCGCUACAGGCCCUCUACAGCGCCGAAGUCCUCGAGACUAAGACACGUGCCAAGGGUUCCGGUCUCAACUUCUUGUUCCUCAACAUCGCCAUGUGUGUCAACACCUUUGCCGCGCCCGUCGCCAUGGAGAAGAUUGGAUGGAGAUACUACCUGGUGUUUGUGGGCUGGAACUGCUUUGAGGUUUUCGUGAUCUGGAAGUGGUUCAUUGAGACCUCGGGCCACACUUUGGAACAGCUCACCGAGAUCUUCGAGUCGCCCAACCCUGUCAAGAAGAGUUUGGAAAAGAGGGUGGUGCUUGUCAACGAGAAGGGUGGAAACGAGGUGUAG
This is a messenger RNA of Morchella sextelata, 1572 nucleotides long. RefSeq lists its product as uncharacterized. The record is from RefSeq and is a predicted model, not a curated record. Bases 1 to 1572 code for a protein of 523 amino acids. The transcript is spliced from 6 exons. Gene Ontology annotation, biological process: carbohydrate transport; transmembrane transport. Gene Ontology annotation, molecular function: carbohydrate:proton symporter activity. Gene Ontology annotation, cellular component: membrane. Lineage: Eukaryota; Fungi; Ascomycota; Pezizomycetes; Pezizales; Morchellaceae.